AUGAAGUUUGACCAAUCUAUCAAGAAAUUGUGGGCCCGAAUAACCGAAUCACGAUGGACCAUUGCAUAUAUAAGUUUUGCAGUAUUACAAAUGGUAAUAGCCGUUUCAUUAGAAGCUAUAAUAUUACAAAGAAAUGAAGUAAGCCAUUCAACAUUAGAAGCAUAUAAAAUUUAUGACGGAGUUGAAACCCCAAAGAUAGCAUAUAAAAAUUAUACAUAUGCUAAGUAUACAAUGCAAUUUCAAUCGAUUAAACAUGGAAACAUAUGGUUUAUGGUGUUUCAAGCUUUUCUAGUGACAUUAUGUAUUUCUGCGUUAUUCUUUCAAAAUACCAUAGAUAUAAUUUCAAUAGCAAUUAUAAAUAUAUGUUUAAUAUGCGCUGCGGGUGUACAAAUUUAUCAAAGUAAUAAAUGGAUUACUCGAGUUAAUAUGCAAAUUGAUUCUGAUAAAGCGCAUGAGAUCCAAGGUCUAGAUUAUUAUUUAAGUAAUAAUGUGGUUAUAUGGGAAAUUAUUCUACUAUUAGCCUUGAUAGUGUUUGAUGCUGCUUCAAUAUUCUUUGGAUACAAGUUAUAUAAACAAUUUGGCUGGAAUAUCUACAAGAAAAUAGGCGCCAAUAUACAGAUGCAAAGAAUGUAUCGAACAUAUCUUAUAUUCGUUUUGCUACUAAAAUUGGAUUUCUUUCUCUUGAUUUGUUUCCAAAUUCUUAACUUGGUUUUCUUGUUUAAUGAUCCUGAGGAGCAGACACGUAACAUUAUUUUCCAAAGUAUCAUGGUUGCAAGUGUUAUCCCAAUGGUUGGUUUAGCAUUAUGGGGGGUCCGACGAGAAAAUAUAGUAGCGAUGUUCCUUUUUACAGUGACUUCUGUUAUUACAAUAGCAAAUUUUCUUUAUAUUUUAGCUGAGUUUAUCAUAAAAAGGGAUGAGUUCCUGUUAACAUUUUUGGAUGUUCUUGGUAUCUUAUUGUCCAUAAUGUCAAUGGUGGUUGCAUAUUUGGCAGUACUAAAUUUUGUUCAAAGAAGAAAUCAUGAAGGUGCUAUCAAUUUGGAAACCGGUGGUCAAGGACAACGAAAACGGUUUUCAAUUGAUGAUUAA
Messenger RNA from Funneliformis caledonium, 1086 nucleotides. NCBI's taxonomy places the organism in Eukaryota, Fungi, Glomeromycota, Glomeromycetes, Glomerales, Glomeraceae. The record is from the annotation of a GenBank genome assembly.